UCCCGUCGGGCUCCUGCCCCUCACCGCGCCGGAGGGGGCAGCAUCGCAGACAGACGGGGAGGGACGCUGAACCGCAUCGGCGCUGCCAAUGCGCACAAAACAGAACCACCCGUGACAAUUCAGACGAGGGCCAGGGGUCGUCGUCGUCCCCCGCGCAACGUUUCGGUUCGGUUGGAUUUACUGCAUGAGGCAACGGCGGCGGUGGCUACGACGAUGUAGAAUAGAGUCGACAGUGACACUGCAGCGGGGAAAAACCAAGAGCGGAGGAUUGAGUCCGCCGAGGCGAGGAGGCGCGGGGACGCGCGGGCACCCUGACCGGACACCGGGACCCCGCCCGGCCCCAGGUUGCCCCGCUGCGCUGGAGCUCCCUGACUGACACAUCUGUCAGACAGAGAUGCCAAAAAGGAAGGUGGGAGAAGACCUGUCUGAUGAAGAAUGACACAAAGGAGGAUGCACUUACGGAUAAGCAUAAGAUAAGUGAGAAGAACGAAGGAGGAGACAAACAUCUUGAAAAGAGAAGAGCAAAAAGAUACAGAAUGAGCAGUAAAAAGAGGGAGGGAAAUGUGAGGAGCUAUAUGAAAGUGGAGAGAUAGAAACAGGAAAACUUAGAAGAGGAAAACCGUAUUAACCUUCAAAGAGGCAGAAAGGAUUGAAAGUGAUAGAAAGGAAAAUCAAGAGUCUGAUUGAGGGAAGAAAGAAACAUCUGGAUGGUCUCCCCAACAACAGCCAGCCGGUUACCCCCCCAGAGAUGGCUUCUAACUUCAACGACAUAGUCAAGCAAGGCUACGUACGCAUGCGCAGCCGCAAGCUGGGGAUCUAUCGGCGUUGCUGGCUGGUGUUUAAGAAGUCAUCCAGUAAAGGACCUCGUCGUCUGGAGAAAUACCCUGACGAGAAGUCUGCCUACAUCAGAGCCUGUCCCAAGGUGACAGAGAUUAGUAAUGUCAAGAAUGUCACACGGUUGCCUCGGGAUACCAAGCGACAGGCCGUGUCCAUUGUGUUUACAGAUGACACCUCCCGCACCUUCACUUGUGAAUCAGAGCUGGAGGCAGAAGAUUGGUUCAAGACGCUGUCAAUUGAAUGUUUGGGCAUGCGGCUCAAUGACAUCAGUAUGGGAGAGCCUGACCUGCUCGCCGCUGGGGUACAGUGUGAACACACAGAGCGUUUCAACGUGUUCCUUCUACCCUGUCCCAACCUGGACAUCUACGGGGAAUGCAUGAUGCAGAUCACCCAUGAAAACAUUUACCUGUGGGACAUUCACAACCCUCGCACUAAGCUGGUGACAUGGCCGCUCUGCUCCCUGCGGCGCUAUGGACGCGACGCCACCCGCUUCACCUUUGAAGCCGGACGGAUGUGUGACAGCGGUGAAGGCCUCUACACCUUCCAGACAAGAGAGGGAGAGCAAAUCUAUCAGAGGGUUCACUCCUCUACCCUGGCCAUCGCUGAGCAGCACAAGAAGGUCCUGGUGGAGAUGGAGAAGAACAGCAGGUUAAUGUCUAAGAGUUCAGAGCCUGGCUCCUACCCCUGCACCCCCACUGCCAUAUUGCCCCGAUCUGCCUACUGGCACCACAUCACUGGAAACCAGACUGGCAUGGAUCCUGGUAACGGUGACACAUCAGAAGAUGAACUGUCUACCUACCUGCCUCCUGAUCGCCAUGCCAUGCUGCCAAUGGCAAACACACAUGAACAUUCCCAGGCGCACAUAAACACACACACACACACACACACCCCGACACACUUAACCUACCCUGGACAGUGACACAUACAUACACACCCCGACACACAACACUUACUCUGGACAAUGGCACACAUCCCGACACACUACACCCACCCUGGACACACACACACACACACACACACACACACACCAUGGAACUAGAUGCAAACCCAUAGCCACAUGCAUGCAGGCACACACAAUUCACAUCAAUUCACAUACACUGAAAGAAACACAUUGUCUGUUCUUGUAUUUGUUUGACAGCCCAAUGUCACACCUCACAGGAAAUGUUGGUGUUGGGACUAACACUGGCCAAAAGGUCAUCUCGAAUGCAGAAGGCAGGACAGAAUUCUGCAAAGACUACAGGGAGAUUGGGCUUUGUGAGUCCCACAGUUCCACGGCAGACAGCUGCUGUUAGACAUUUUUCUACACUCAGAUUGGCAUGUGUUGCUUACUGAUAAAAGUAAGGACUGAAAGCUCUCAGCAUGUUUUAAACCACCAAAGCUGGCUUAUAAGUGUUUAUACCUGUUCACACUGGCCACUCUCAAAGGAUUUCACUAGCAGUUUGUGGGGAAUUUGCUCUAUUACAUUUACACACAGCUUCCUCUUGAAACUUCAAUCAGUAGAUAUCUGGUUGCAUGAUAUACAACUGAUAGCACAUGUCACAAAAUUUCAAGGUGAAAGGACACUCUUUCACUAUUGCAUUCACUUUUGUUAGCUAAUGUUUGUCAGUCACCAAGACAUCCAGUUCUCUACUGGUUCAUUUCAUACCACUAUAUGUAUAUAAAUGUGUUUUUCCAACAUCAAAUGUAUCAAAACCAACACUUGUAUCCAUAUUUAUUCAUGUUACAACUGAACGAGCUUAGCCAUAAUUCGGUCCUUAUUGAAAGAGAAAAUAUGAAUUUCCCCGGGGGAAAAAAAAUGCUAAAUUUGAUCCAAACCAAUUUGUCAGUGUAUUUGUGAAACCUAGUGCAACACCAUGAAUGCUUGUAAGAAGAGAUUGUGGGAAAAUGUGCAUUAUUAUUCACUAUGCAUGAUUCAUCACAUCCAUAAAACAUCAACGCCACAAAAUAUUGCAAUUUAUAUGGCAGGCUUUUCAAUGCCAAGUUGGACAUGGCCAUUCAGGACAGGUAUAAACAUCUUUGCAAUGUGUUGGAUAAAACAUUCAAGAAUAUAGUUCUUAGAAGCUUAUUUAGGCCUUUUCAAACAAUCUCUCUUAUUAUCGAGCUACCUAUUUAGUUUUUAAAAAAAGCCCAAUCUAUGAAAUGCCAAUUUUUGUCAAAUUUCCAAAAAUCUUUUAGAUAUGUGUUUACAGAAGGACUAGCAGUGCUGGAUCUGAUGUUCUGGCCAGAGUUUCUCAACACAAGAGUUCACAAGUUCUACAUGGCUACCAGAAGAGUAACAUCAAUAAAGGCCCAGUUUUUUGGAUUGAACCCUCUGUGGACCAUGGCUGUAUGGUGCCACAUGGACUCCGCCAUCUUUGAAAUUACAUUGACACGGUCUACUAGCUCCAGCUAACACUUGUAUGAAGAUCACUUGGUAAUUUCACUGUAUGUGUGCCUCUGGAUUAUGUCUUUGAUUUAGCUGAUAACUGAUGUGACUUUGCAGUUAUUCCGUUUACUGUGCAGAGGUCCUCACAUGCUUCUGUUGAGCCAUGUUUGCGCAAGUGGAAGAGGGGUGUAAAUUGUAAAGUUGAACAGAUGUGGCUUUUUGGAAGUCCAUACUGAUGAAACGUAAGGGUUGGACAUCCCAAAAACUUAUAUUUGGUGUCUCUAUAUUUGACCCCUUGAGUGGCAGAUUAAGACACUUCCUGGAUAAGGGACAUUACUACCAGCAUUGACCUUACUUUUGGUGUAUUGGAAGAUGAUGGUCUUAAGGGAUUUUUCAGUAAUUAUACCAUUGUAGUCAUUGAGUUGAAUGAGGAGGUCUGUUAACAUGGCAACAAUUCUCAAAAGAAGUCUGACAGAGCAAGAAACAAGAGGUCAGAAAAAUCUGAAAAUUAGUUCCAUAAUCUGUUUUACUAUGACUUACCAUACUUGCUGCACUGUAGACUUCUGUUACCGUAAAUGAACCCUUCCAUGCCUGGCAGUGUAUUUCAUUGGGUUGAGUUUUGUUGCUUAAAGUGACGAGUGGUUUCACUUUCUGUUCUAUCUCGAACUAAUAUGGUUUGGAUAACGUGCUUGAACUGCUGACUUAUCUUUUUUUAUGUUGCUGUGUUCCAACACCCCACCAGUUAUUUAACAUUCCUGAAAACUCUAUUAUCAUAAUCAGGGGAUGGCACUGAACUAGAUCUACAUCUGUACCACAAAAGAAGCAUGAACGUUUCUUGCGUUCAUUACCUCCGCUUUUCUACUUCCCACCACUUGCCUUGGGAAUCAUCCAAAACUUUCAGUUCGACCAUUUAUGGAGGCUGACGAGAGAAGAAAGUAAAAAAAAAGAUUCAGUUGUUUUUAAUCCAGAAAGUUUGACUUUGCUACAUACUGCUUCGUCCUUCUACUACACUGACAAAAAACGUAUUCAUUUUGUGAAGAUGUUUGGGGGGAUGCGGGGGAGGGAGAUGAUUGUUCUCCCUGGAAAGCUGCCAGAAUUCAUAAAGUUGGAUCAUGUUUUUUUUUCUGUGAGUUCAUCAUCCCUUCUUUGCUUCCUUUUUAUUCUGUCAUAAGGGUUUAAGACUGUUGAUGUGACUGGAAAUUUACCAGAGCAAUGCAACGUCUGGGAGCACAGCGACCACCUUGAAAUCGUUAUGAAAAAACCCUGUGUCUUGUUUGUGUGUAAAUUUGAUAUAGCUCAAUUGAUUCUGCAAUCCUUGUGUAACUUCCAUGUCAAUGUUUAUGGUUUUUAUUAUGGAUGCACCGAAAUGUAAACUGUUGGCCGAAACCGAAACCCAACAAAAUGAAACACUUGGCCAAAGGCAGAAUACCGAAUAACCGCACACGAUUGUGUUUUUUACAGUUUUUUAUUUAUUUUGACAUAUUUGUCAUCAUUGCAUGAAUUAAACUUUUUUUUUUACAUUCCAGCAGACAUAAUACCAGCAAAGCACAGUAGAAGUUUGCCUGACUAAUACGUGUGUUGACACCCUCCAAGAGAGCACUUCCGUGGUCUGUUUCAUCCUCUUUGGUUGGAAGACGCGUUAGGGCUGCAGGCUUAUCUCCCUUGUUAGCUGCUCAAAUGGGGCGAGUAGAGAGAGAAGUUUCUCAAUUAACACCCACUGGUUUGCGGUGAAUGUCGCAGGCAUAUCAUUAUCUAUUUCUGCAUCAUUCUGUGACAUUUUCAGUGCUUCCACACUGACUCUUUUUGAUCGCGUCAUUAAAAAAAUUGUUCAGUAAAAAUGAUUCUGUCUUUUCACUUAUUCGGCCGAUUACCGAAAACUGCUUUUUUUGUUGUUGCUGUUUUUGGCCGAACAAUUUUUGGUGGAUUCGGUGCAUCCAUAGUUUUUACAUAAUUUUAACAUGACAGGGCUAGGCAUUUUGUUGCUUUUUUACAUGAUGCAAAUCAUGUAUUGUGUGUAGAUGUGUUUUAGUGUACGUACAUGCUGUAUAACCUGGGUUUGCUGUCACUUUGCGAGUUUUUUACAUAUUGCUAUUUAUUUAACAUUAAACCUGUGUGUGUGUGUGUGUCUGUGUAUGUGUGUUUGUGUGUGUGUGUGUGUGUGUGUGACAGAGAGUGAGAAAAGAGUGUGACGAGGGAUUAUUGGAACGUGUUCAUUUAAAACAUAGACUCUCAUCAUGUUUUUGUACGUUGUAAUGUAGGACAAGCAGAUGGUACCCUGUCCACACUGUCAGCGUGGCACUUAACACAAAACUGCACCUGAGAGAAACAUAACAAGAACACAUUCACCAUCCUGUCCUCUGCGCUGUCACCUCUCAGGUGUGAAUAUUUUUGGCCUUAGAUCAGUCACAGUCACAUUCUAUAUGUUCAUGGCUGUGCCAUACUGUUGUUUGUCUCUCUUCGUUUUAGAUAGAAACUGUAGCAGCAGGGAUCCUUCAGAGGGGCGUUUCGUGAAGAAUAAUGAGCACAACAAACUGAACCAGCAUGAUGCUGUUUCGUUAAGCCAACUCUGAGCUAAUGAAAUCAGAGUAGCUCAAAUGUGGUUUAUUACAUUACUUUGAAACAGUCCUGAAACUGAAUUGUGAUAUUGUGUGACUUAGGUAUCAAAUGGGACCCACAAUCUAAGAGAAAAGGUUCAGUUGAAUUAUUCUACUUUACAUGGUUUGCACAAGUGACAUAAUAACAAUCAUGUGGAAAUACGGAUUAAAUACCUUCAGACCAAU
This is a messenger RNA of Scophthalmus maximus (turbot), 5982 nucleotides long. It is a transcript of the gene dok4, whose product is annotated as docking protein 4. The transcript is spliced from 9 exons. Bases 749 to 1756 code for a protein of 335 amino acids. Gene Ontology annotation, biological process: cell surface receptor protein tyrosine kinase signaling pathway; positive regulation of MAPK cascade. Lineage: Eukaryota; Metazoa; Chordata; Actinopteri; Pleuronectiformes; Scophthalmidae. Gene Ontology annotation, cellular component: cytoplasm. The record is from RefSeq and is a predicted model, not a curated record.